Cynocephalus volans (Philippine flying lemur) is the source of this 606-nucleotide messenger RNA. It is a transcript of the gene LY6K, whose product is annotated as lymphocyte antigen 6 family member K. The transcript is spliced from 4 exons. NCBI's taxonomy places the organism in Eukaryota, Metazoa, Chordata, Mammalia, Dermoptera, Cynocephalidae. The record is from RefSeq and is a predicted model, not a curated record. The coding region runs from base 1 to 606 and encodes 201 amino acids. Gene Ontology annotation, biological process: binding of sperm to zona pellucida. Gene Ontology annotation, cellular component: acrosomal vesicle.
AUGCUCCUGCUCGCCCUGCUCCUGGCCCUGGGCCUGCCCCGCGUGGGGACCAACACCACCGGGCCGGAGCCGCAAAUCGGGCACCCCGCUGUCGGCUCGGGGACCCUGCCUCCCUGGGGAGGCCAGGCUGAAGCCAAGGCUGCUGGAGGAGGCUCCCCCAGCCCCGAGGGGGCUCCUGGGCGGGGCCGGGCCGAGGGAGUGGGCAGGCGCCAGGGUCUGGUGGGCUGGGGAGCAAGACUGAGGUGUCACAUUUGUGAGCAGGAGAACAGUUUCGACUGCAAGAACUCGCAGAUCUGUGGAGCAUAUGACCAGUACUGCAGUAUUGCUGUCAUAAGCAUAUUUCCACGUUUCUUCUUGGUUGCGAAGUCAUGCUCCCAAUAUUGUCCAGUGAUUGAGAUGCCCCGCCCGAAAACCAAGCCAUUUAUUCUCUUGAAGCCUCUGCCCUUCUUAUACGUGAAGUGUUGUACAGAAAACUUGUGCAAUGAAGCUGGGCCUGCAGUCAACGAGACGGCAUUCAGGGAAUUUGCUGGGAGAGCAAGCGAGAGGAGGUGCAGCGAUGUGGGGCUGGUGACGCUCCUGGCUCUGGCAUCCAUGUCUGGCCUCUGA